Messenger RNA from Dothidotthia symphoricarpi CBS 119687, 2354 nucleotides. RefSeq names its product apses-domain-containing protein. NCBI's taxonomy places the organism in Eukaryota, Fungi, Ascomycota, Dothideomycetes, Pleosporales, Dothidotthiaceae. The record is from RefSeq and is a predicted model, not a curated record. Gene Ontology annotation, cellular component: MBF transcription complex; SBF transcription complex. Gene Ontology annotation, molecular function: DNA binding; protein binding; transcription regulator activity. The coding region runs from base 27 to 2162 and encodes 711 amino acids. The transcript is spliced from 2 exons.
CUCCACUCCACUCCCCGCCCGUCACCAUGCCCCCACUGCCCGACGGCAAGAUCUACUCGGCCACGUACAGCAAUGUGCCCGUGUACGAAAUCAACGUCGGCGGCAACCAUGUCAUGCGCCGCCGCGCCGACGACUGGAUCAACGCGACGCACAUCCUCAAGGUGGCCGACUACGACAAGCCCGCCCGCACGCGCAUCCUCGAGCGCGAGGUGCAGAAAGGCGUGCACGAGAAGGUCCAGGGCGGCUAUGGAAAGUACCAGGGCACGUGGAUCCCGCUCGACGACGGCCGCAUGCUCGCCGAGCGCAACAACGUCCUGGACAAGAUGCGCCCCAUCCUCGACUACAUCCCCGGCGACAGGAGCCCGCCGCCCGCCCCGAAGCAUGCCACGGCCGCCUCCAACAGGAUGAAGCCGCCCAAGCGCAAUGCGGCGGCGGCAGCGGCGGCGGCGGCGGCAGCAACAGCAGCAGCGGCGGCGGCCCAGAACGCCAAGAACGUCUACUCGCUGGAGUCGAUCCAGUCGUUCGUCACAAACUCGCAGCAGUCGCAGGUCAGCGAAGACGCCUACGAGGCCUCGCAGAUCCGCUCGCAGGUUUACCGCGAAGACACGCCCGACAACGAGACGGUCGCCUCCGAGUCGAUGCUGGGCGACCACGACCUGAUGGACGCCUCGCACUUCUCGGCCGGCAGUCGCAAGCGCAAGCGGGGCAUGGACCAGAUGUCGCUGCUCGACCAGCAGCACCAGAUAUGGGCCGACCAGCUGCUCGACUACUUCAUGCUGCUGGACCACAAAGACGCCUACUCGUGGCCCGAGCCCCCGCCCAACAUGAACCUCGACCGUCCCAUCGACGAGAAGGGCCACGCCGCCAUGCACUGGGCCGCCGCCAUGGGCGACGUCGGCGUGGUGAGGGAGCUCAUGCACCGCCGCGCCCACAUCGACUGCCUGUCCAACAACCUGGAGACGCCCCUGAUGCGCGCCGUCAUGUUCACCAACAACUUCGACAAGGAGACGAUGCCGAGCAUGGUCAGGAUCUUCCAGUCCACCGUCCACAGGACAGACUGGUUCGGCAGCACAGUGUUCCACCACAUCGCGGCCACCACCAGCAGCUCCAACAAGUACAUCUGUGCACGCUACUAUCUCGACUGCAUCAUCAACAAGCUCUCGGAAACGUGGAUACCAGACGAAGUCACGCGACUGCUGAAUGCGCAGGACCAGAACGGCGAUACAGCGAUUAUGAUUGCUGCGCGGAACGGGGCGAGGAAGUGCGUGCGAAGUCUGCUGGGGCGCAAUGUCGUUGUGGACCUACCCAACAAGCACGGCGAAACGGCAGACGACCUCAUCCGCGAACUCAACCAACGGCGACGCAUGCACAGCCGCACACGUCAAGCCUCUUCGUCUCCCUUUGCGCCGCCGCCUGAACACCGACUCAAUGGCCACAUGUCUCAUCUAGACGGCGGGCCCCUGAUCCCCCACCCCUUCCCCAGCAUGAGCAUGAGUAUGAGCAUGGGCAUGAGUGUGGCGCCUCGCUCACCUACACAAUACCGCUCACAGACGGCCUCGCAUCUCAUGACAAAAGUCGCGCCGACGCUUCUUGAGAAGUGCGAGGAGCUGGCUGCCGCCUACGAGUCGGAGCUGCAAGAAAAAGAGAUUGAAUCAUUCGAUGCAGAGCGAGUUGUCAAGCGGCGACAGGCCGAACUCGAAGCAGUGCGCAGGCAGGUGGCCGAUCUACAGGGCAUGAUACGCGUCGACCUCAACGACGACGAAGCAGACGGGCAGCAAGAAGAAGAGCUGCGCAUGCUCGUUGAGGAAGCAGAGUCCCUCCUCGAGGUUGAGCAGAAAGCCGAGCUAAGACGACUGUGUGACAGCACACCACAGCAAAAUCACGCCGACACAAAUUCAGCCAUCGACAUGCAGGAAAAGAUGAGGUUAACGCUACUUCUACAUCGGGCGCAGCUGGAGCGGAGAGAGUUGGUGCGCGAAGUCGUGGGCAACUUGUCGGUGGCAGGCAUGAGUGAGAGGCAGGACAAAUUCAAGGCUCUUAUCGCCAAGGCGCUGGGGGAACGCGAAGACGACAUCGAGUCGAUGUUGCCGGAGAUUCUGAAGGAGCUGGAGGAGGUGGAGACGCAGGAACGGGCAGAGGCUAUCGAGGGGAGUCCGGUGUGACCUGACCUGACCGAUGCAUUUCCUCUCAAAGGUGUUGAUGUGCUUUUUGCAGUUCGGUUUCUUGUGCAGGCGUUGUUUUGAUUCCCCAUAUGUUAUUUUCUCACCAUGGCCAUGGCGGUGCAGUGGCUAUGUUUAUCAUACGCUAUCUCCUAAUGCAUAUUUGACUGUACCUCGUGUCGAUGAGCACGCAAU